AAAGAUCUCAGGCUCUUGAGAGAGAAACAAAGAAUAGCUAAAGAAAAUAAUCACCAAGAAAACUUCAGCUCAGAAAAUCCCUACAUUAACAAUAUGCAAAUAUCCUCUGAACCUACAGAAACAUCUCCUGCUAAAACCUCAGAAACUAGUAGUCAAAACACAGAUUCUUCAAAUAAAGAUAAUCUAGCAAAAACUACUACAGAAAUUGCUUCAGAAAAUGCAACAAAAGAAGCUGACAAAUCUUAUCUAACAAAAACUAAACGUAAGAAGAAAAAUAGUCCAAAAGAUGGUAGCUCUCCUUCAGAAUGA
Molecule: messenger RNA, 309 nt
Organism: Scutellospora calospora
Lineage: Eukaryota; Fungi; Glomeromycota; Glomeromycetes; Diversisporales; Gigasporaceae
Source: the annotation of a GenBank genome assembly